Molecule: messenger RNA, 355 nt
Organism: Hyposmocoma kahamanoa
Lineage: Eukaryota; Metazoa; Arthropoda; Insecta; Lepidoptera; Cosmopterigidae
Product: putative inorganic phosphate cotransporter
Exons: 3
Biological process (GO): monoatomic anion transport; transmembrane transport
Cellular component (GO): plasma membrane
Molecular function (GO): transmembrane transporter activity
Source: RefSeq, a predicted model, not a curated record
AAUCGUUGGGGGUGCGGCACGUGCAAAUGCUGAUGCUGUUCCUGGCUAUGAUCGUUUGCCACAUGAUGCGCGCGAAUAUCACGCUCGCCAUUGUCACCAUGACCGACACCGGCCAAGAAGAUACCUUCGACUGGAGUACCCAGAUGCAGAGCGUGAUAAUGUCCUCAUUCUUCUGGGGUUACGCAAUUCUGCAGAUACCAGCGGGCGAAAUGGCCGCUAAGUUUGGGGGCCACAUCCUUAUCCUGCUAUGUGUUGGUGUCAAUUCCGUGUUGACUCUGCUUCUACCGUUUGGAUCUUAUUAUGGAGAUUGGCAACUAGUUUGCGCAUUCCGUGUACUUCAGGGCUUAAGUCAAGG